This is a messenger RNA of Oryza brachyantha (malo sina), 2587 nucleotides long. Its product is annotated as O-fucosyltransferase 19-like. The coding region runs from base 231 to 2054 and encodes 607 amino acids. The transcript has 8 exons. Gene Ontology annotation, cellular component: cytoplasm. NCBI's taxonomy places the organism in Eukaryota, Viridiplantae, Streptophyta, Magnoliopsida, Poales, Poaceae. The record is from RefSeq and is a predicted model, not a curated record.
CAUACGGGACGCGACGCGACGCUGCAGCGCGCAGUCCCGCGCGCUGGGUGAGAGCGGAGGUUGGCGAAGACGAGGAGCAGAGCUAGUGGCUUCGUUCUUUUCCCGGGCUUUUCUCCCAUUCAUCCACACCCGGUCUCGCUGCGGUGGGAUCGAUCCUAUUCUUAGGCCGCGGCCGGACCAAACCGGGACGGUUAAGCGAGGGCCGCACGUUCGCGCGCGGGGGGUGCUCUAUGGCCGCGGCCGCAACGACGACGACGACGUCGUCCACCGCAACCACCUGCUCCUCGUCGUCGACCAGCCCCAUCCAGCCGGCCGUGCCGCACCGGCGGCGGCUCAACGACAUCGAGCGCGUCGACUACGCGCACGCGGCGGCGGACGACUGCGCCGGCGUCGUCGCGCUCGACGCCUCCGCGGACGACGGCGAGGGCGGGCACGGGCACGGGCCCGUCACGCCGCGCAGCGGGAGGGCGGCGCUGCUGUUGGCGCGCAGGAAGCGCGCGUGGGUCGUCGUGGGCGCCGUCGGGGCGGGAGGGCAGGCGUGGAUGAGGGCCGUCGUGCUGUGCCUGCUCGUCCUCGUCGCGGUCGUCGGGUUCCUGGGAUCGCACCGGCGAGGCGGCGGCGCGGGCUCUGUCGCCGGCGGCGGCGGCGGCGGCGGCGACGACGACGACGGCGGGAGGCUCGUCAAGAGGGUGGAGGUGGCCGAUGCCGACGUGAUGGGGUGGACGGAGGAGAACCUGACGGCUCUCACGCGCCGCCCGCCCGACCCGCCGAUACCUGAGAUAUGGAUGAAGCCAGACAGUGAGGGUUAUAGCCAGUGCAUUGAACGCCCAAAGAAUCAUCGCAGGACUAACAAUGCAACUGUUGGCUAUCUAAUUGUUGAUGCAAACGGGGGGCUAAACCAGAUGAGAAUGGGGAUAAGUGAUAUGGUUGCAGUGUCAAAGAUCAUGAAUGCAUCACUAGUAAUUCCCACUCUAGAUCAUCAGUCAUUCUGGACUGAUCCAAGUGAUUUCAAAGAUAUAUUCGAUGUUGAGCACUUCAAGGAAAUAUUAAAGGAAGAUAUUGUAAUUGUGGAUUCCCUUCCACCAGCUUACAAAAGGGUGAAACCCUAUAUGAGAGCACCUACCUCUUGGUCCAGGGCCUCCUUUUACAGAGAUUUUUCAAGGAUACUAAAGAGGUACAAAGUAGUGAGGUUUACCCACACAGAUUCACGUAUAGUGAAUAAUGGUCUUGCCCCUUCCCUCCAACGUCUCCGUUGUCGUGCGAAUUACAAAGCACUUCAAUACAGGAAGGAAAUAGAGGAGCUCGGUCACACCCUAGUAGAUAGACUUAGAAAUGGAACGGAUCAUUAUAUUGCACUUCAUUUAAGAUAUGAGAAAGACAUGUUGUCCUUCACUGGUUGCAAUCACAACCUGACAAUUUACGAGGCAGACGAACUUACGGACAUGCGACUCAAAGUGAGGCACUGGAAGGAGAAGGAAAUCAACAGUGAGGAGAAGAGACUCCAAGGCGGCUGUCCCAUGACUCCUCGCGAAGCUGCAGUCUUCCUUAAAGCUAUGGGGUAUCCUUCCACCACAAAGAUAUACAUUGUGGCUGGUGAAAUAUACGGUGCACAUAGCAUGGAUGCGUUAAAAGUUGAAUACCCAAACAUCUACACACACUACAGUCUAUCCACAGUAGAUGAAUUAGAACCGCUUGAGUUGUAUCAAAACAGGCUAGCUGCGGUGGAUUAUAUAGUAGCUCUUCAGAGUGAUGUUUUUGUUUAUACAUAUGAUGGAAAUAUGGCCAGAGCAGUUCAGGGUCACAGAAGAUUUGAAGGAUUCCGGAAAACUAUAAACCCUGAUAGGCUGAAGUUUGUGGAGCUCAUUGACAAGAUGGACGAAGGUUCUAUAGACUGGAACGAAUUUCAAACUGAGGUGAAGAAGCAUCAUGAAAACAGACUUGGAGGUCCAUACGACAGAUUACCAGGUGAAAGUCCAAGGCAAGAGGAAUACUUCUACUCAAAUCCUAUCCCCGGGUGCCUCUGCAGAAAGGUACAAAAAAACAAGGUGAAAUAGAUUUAUCUCAAAGGGAGAUGAUCCGGUCUUCAAGAGGGCAUGAAUUCUUCAAAGGAAAACAGCUUCAGCACCUGCAACAUGGAUGGAGACGACACUUCCUCACAAGUCACAGAUUGCAUCACAAGGAAGUCCAAGUAAACUGACAAUUUAUCCUAGGCUGGCUGACCUUACAUGUAGUUCAGGGCAUGGGGCCAAGAUAAGUGCUGCGUUUUCAAAGAUUUGUCCAUCAAAGGGUGAAAGAAGAGAUCCUGAAGUGCUAGAAGAAUUAAUGUAUCAUCAAUUAUAGGAACAGCCAGAAUGAAAGCUCUUCAUUGAGGCUGAUUGUAGUUAGCCGACACACAUUUCUCAUGUUCUUGACGCUAUCUGAUUCGUUGUAGUGGACAUCUUACCUCCAGAUGGAUUCAUAACAGCGAUGGAACAAGCCGCCUUCAGUAUAAACGAAAGACAAACAUACUUUAGUAGGUUAGGUCAGAUCAAUAAAUAUUUGUAAAGCUAGCAGAAAUGCCAGUGAUAUGCCAGAUACAUCAAAUUUA